AUGGAUUUCUUGGCCACGGUUGCGGCUUACCCUAAGCCGGAUGACAAAAUCAGAAGCACCAGCUUGAAGGUUGAAGGAGGUGGCAAUGUCGGCAACAUUGUUGAUGACAGUCAAGGCAGGAGUAUAUUAGACGAGCUACGAGAUGAUGGUGUAGAUACAUCCUUUAUUGUGGCAGUUAGAAAGAAUAUACCCAUCUUAAUUGAUGCAGAAAGGCCAAAGGAAGGGUUAGACAAACUCCUAAAAUUAGCUGAUUAUGUUGUAUGCUCAGCAAAGUUUCCAGCAUCAUGGACAAAGGCAUCAACUGUUCCACAAGCACUUGUUUCUAUGCUUUUAAGGUUGCCCAACAUAAAAUUUGUGAUUGUAACUUUGGGGAAAGAUGGUUGUAUAAUGCUGGAGAGAAGUGUUGAUGGUCCUUCCUCGGAAGAAGUGGAUGUAGACAGCUUAUUGGAAUCAUUGGAGAUAAAAAGGGAUAAGAGUGUAUCCAUUCCAACCUGCAUAUCAUGAGUAAUGUCAGCAAAACCCAAAAUUCUUUUUCUUCUGUUUUGGUAUUACUGAAGUCUAACACCAAGCUUUAUGCCACUGUGUGGGGUAGGCUACUUAGAUCAAAUU
This is a messenger RNA of Glycine soja, 609 nucleotides long. RefSeq lists its product as uncharacterized. Bases 1 to 504 code for a protein of 167 amino acids. The transcript is spliced from 6 exons. The record is from RefSeq and is a predicted model, not a curated record. NCBI's taxonomy places the organism in Eukaryota, Viridiplantae, Streptophyta, Magnoliopsida, Fabales, Fabaceae.